Molecule: messenger RNA, 1329 nt
Organism: Colletotrichum truncatum
Lineage: Eukaryota; Fungi; Ascomycota; Sordariomycetes; Glomerellales; Glomerellaceae
Source: RefSeq, a predicted model, not a curated record
AUGCCGAAGAGACAAUGCCGAAGAGACAAUCAAAAGCAGUGCAUACCAAUCCCCAUUGUUUGGGCCAAGACGAGAUGCCAUCAUUGCAUUAUGCACGACUAUUCCUGUUCCCAGAAUUCUGUCGAUCGCGAUGGAUCCAUUCACUUUCAGCAAGUCUCUUUGACGGAUGAAAAAGAAGCUACGGCGCCCCAACCAUCGGCUAAGUGGAAGUUCAGCAUGUUUCCAGGCCGUCUCUCCAGCGACUGGCUGCCCAAGUAUCAGACAGUAGAGCCUCGUUCGACACAGUUUGGACUCGCAGUAGAAUGUUCUUCAAACUUGCAUCGUAGAGAACAGCCACAGAUGGCCACACCUUGGCUUGAACCCUCAAGGGAUCUCGAAACAACGACCUGGGUGCUCUCUGAAUCUCCAGAGACGUACGAGUCGGUCUUGAUCGGUGGAACACCAGACGGGAAAAACCUGUCAAAGAUUCCAAACAUUGACAAAGUAGCCGGAUCCAAGGGUCUCUCCGGUUUUGGACCACUGGAAAAGUCUCCAAAAACUGUCCUUUUUAGGUCCUUGAUUGAGCAAGGGUGGUGCUCACAAUAUCCGACUUCUCAACCUAACUGGUAUAGCCAUCUAGGAGUUGAUGAUACCAUAGAGUCCUUUCCCCAACUGUCCGAUUGCCUUGACGCGCUUUCUAAAACUAUGGGUGUUGUUUCGUACAGAUUAUUGCGGCAACGUCUCGAGGCUGUACGUAUAACCCGAACGAUGGAAGCUUCCACGGAAGCGCGAGCCAACAUCAUAGGGCGAAUGCUCAACGAACAACCAGAGCACAAGCGCAACGAGCUAGAGCAACAUAUAAGGAUCGGAAGAAGAUGGCUUGAUCUCGUCAAUGAAUUUGGAAGCCAAGAAAUACUGCUGCUUGGAUGGUGUUCCAUUCAAGCGCGGAGGUCAGUUCUGACUCCAGAUGAAUUCGAAGAUCUAGGCUGGAUCGACUUGGACCACAUCGACAUCUCGUUAAUAGUGGAAGAAGGGAAUGACGAAGCUUUCGAGAUUUUCAAGAGAAUUCUGCUGCAUCCCUGGUUCCAGGUCAGGGAUACUUGCAGCCGGCUUGAUGGUCUCUGUGACUUGAUUCAUCAGUUCAUGCAGCGCACUAGUCAGUCAGAACGCAGCCUGUCCGAGAUACAAGAGGAAUCUCUCAAGACAAUCUGUGGGAACAGACUUUCCACCACAAUAGGAUUCGACAAGGAUGGUCUAUCCAUUGCUGCGGACAUUGUUCACCGUAUACGCAGCACGUUUUCGGCGACCAGGUGUUGGUGCGAUGUGUGUCCAUCAUCGGUGGGAAGUUAG